Sorghum bicolor (sorghum) is the source of this 980-nucleotide messenger RNA. RefSeq lists its product as uncharacterized. The transcript has 2 exons. The record is from RefSeq and is a predicted model, not a curated record. Bases 156 to 629 code for a protein of 157 amino acids. Lineage: Eukaryota; Viridiplantae; Streptophyta; Magnoliopsida; Poales; Poaceae.
UCCACUUCCCAUUCCCCUUCCCCAUUUCAAAGAGGCAACAGAGAGGCAGAGGCAAAGGGGGUGAGGUGGAGUGAGCAAGGCGGACGCAGGAUCCUCUGGAUCCGAUUCCCCACACCCGAGAGACGGUGGAGACGGCGGAGGUGGCGGGGACGACGAUGGCGGAAGCGACCAAGAAGGCUGAGAUGAAGAAGAAGGCGGAGCUCGUGAAGAUGGCGGACGGGUCGGAGACGACGAAGGUGGCGGCAGUCUCGGCGAGCAUGUCACCCGGGAAGCGCGGCCACAACGCGCGUACUCAAGCGCGUAACUCCCGCGGCCAGUCCGCACGCAUCGCGUACCUCGUGGACUCCGACGACUCCGGCCACCAUGUGGAUCCGCCAAAGGAGCGCACCAGGCAGGCUUCUAGGGUUGGAAAGAUGAAGGCGGCGGCCACAAGCACGAAGGGAGCCAAAGGAGCAUCGUCCAGUGCACCGAAGAAGAGGGUUUCGGUUUCCCCCAAACCGAUGUCCAAGAGUAUGUUGUCAGCAGCGAAGAGGAGGAGCAUUCUGAGACCUAUGACACUGAAGACCCUUCUGAUGUUUCUGGACGUUCGGGACUACGUGCUGCAAUUGAUUCUGCUAAGGAGGAUAUGAUUAUCUCGAUCGACUACUAUGCUGACAAGUAUGUGGCCAGGGCUAAGCGCUAUGCCAAUAACGCUAUGGAGGCGCUGUACCAGGAUGUGGAGAAGAAGUACUAGCCGAAGAACUGAACUGCACGAUGGUGUUGGGAGUAAUCUUUUGGUGUCUUGUUGGUAGUGUAGCUUCUAUGUUAACCUGAACUUGUGUGUUCAGUUUCCUAAGUAUGUGUAUUUACCUAGCUGUAGUGCAUGCUGAUGGUGAACCUAUGCUCCACUGAAUGUCUGUUUAAUUAACUAAGUGUAGAGCAUGCUGAGAUGCUGUUAGCUAUCUAGAUGGAUGGAAGAACUGUUCUAGACUUGUGAACCA